This is a messenger RNA of Spinacia oleracea (spinach), 1606 nucleotides long. RefSeq names its product NAC domain-containing protein 2-like. The coding region runs from base 126 to 1190 and encodes 354 amino acids. Gene Ontology annotation, biological process: regulation of DNA-templated transcription. The transcript has 3 exons. Lineage: Eukaryota; Viridiplantae; Streptophyta; Magnoliopsida; Caryophyllales; Amaranthaceae. Gene Ontology annotation, molecular function: DNA binding. The record is from RefSeq and is a predicted model, not a curated record.
AAAAAUCUAUCUUAAAAAAAGAGUUUUAAUAUAAGUCAACAAAAGGAGUGAAUAAUUCUACUACUACUACUUCUCAAGUACUUUAAUUUGCUUUUUCUUUCUUUUACGUAGGUUUUUCUAAAACCAUGGAACAACAACAACUUGAUCCCUCUAUGAAUUUAGCCCUUCAAAAAUCUGAAUUAUUCUAUAAAGACUAUUCAACCGGUUUCAGGUUCUAUCCUCACGAUGAAGAACUCAUUAGUGUCUAUCUCGAACCAAAAAUCAAAUGUGAAAUCUUGCCCAAAAAUCUCAUGCAUGAAGUCAAUAUCUACAAGUAUCAUCCUAGCUUCCUUGCUGAACAUCUGCCACCACAAGGAGAGCGAGAUUGGUAUUUCUUUACAUCAAGGGACAAAAAAUACAAGAAUGGAUUGCGCCCGGAUCGGAAGGCCGGAAACGGGUACUGGAAAGCCACCGGAGCUGAUAAAGAAAUACGUGAUAAGUCUAAUAAAAUAAUUGGAUAUCGAAGGUCUCUAGUUUACUACGAAGGAAAACCUAAAGUAGGUGACAAGACUGAUUGGAUCAUGCAUGAGUUUCGAGUCGAGGGUCCUUCCAAAGUACACAGAAAUUUUCCUACUGAGGAUAUUGGUAUGAGGCUGGAUGACUGGGUGUUAUGCAGAAUCUACAAAAAGGAAAAGAAAAAGGCGUCGCGACCUAAAAAAGCAAGCGUCGGGAAAAAGAAAAAGAGAGAAGAAAGCAGCUUAUCUGCAGUGCCUGUGAUAAUCAAGAAAAAUACCCAGAAAAAUAAGAAAAACCCUCGUUCUUCUUCUUCUGCGUCUGUUUCUGGAAACAGUAAUAAUGUUGAUGUUGCUGUCAACAUUAAUGUUCAAAACAACACCAUUAGCAACAACGUUGUCAACUUCAAUAAUGCAGUCAACAACAACAACCUUAUUCCUGCUAACCUUUCCUAUAACAACAACAGCAACACCGUCAACUUCAAUGGAGUCAACAACAACCUUAUUCCUGCUAACCUUUCCUAUAACAACGACGACGACAACAACAACAACAAUUAUGAGUAUGGUACUAGUUCCGUCUGGAAUAACUAUGGCAACAGUGAAGAUAUGUAUUAUUUGGUGAUGCAGGAAGCCAAUGGUUUGCUUACACCUUCACUACCUCCUAAUCUAAACCAGAUUAUGGAAUUACCUGCACAAUAAUAUCUCAUGGGAGCAGAUAAUUAAGCUGCAUGUUUCAAGCUUAAAAUCUCGAUACUAUAUUAAUUAAGGAUAGUUUGGUACUUUCAUAUAAGGAUAGUUUAGUGAGAUUGAUGGAUAGCUCAGUUGGUUAGAACUUCCAUCCCGGUUCCAGGUGAUCCUGUGAUCGAUUCUCAUCCCCGCCUUUAUAGCUCAUUCGCACCAAAAAAAUAUAUAAGGAUAGUUUAGUACUUUCAUAUACUAGCUUGUUUAAUACUAGCUUGUUUAAGCAUAUAAGAUAUAAGGAUAGUUUAAUACUAGAUUGUUUAAGAAUAUAAGGAUAGUUUAUUACUUUCAUAUACUCAAUACGUUUCUGUUAUUAUACAUUUAUACCUAUAUAAUAAUACUCUAUAUCCAUAACUUGUUUUGUUUUUGUUUGA